Molecule: messenger RNA, 1260 nt
Organism: Drosophila innubila
Lineage: Eukaryota; Metazoa; Arthropoda; Insecta; Diptera; Drosophilidae
Exons: 2
Coding region: 148-1104 (318 amino acids)
Source: RefSeq, a predicted model, not a curated record
GUACACGCUUCGCGCCUGUUGCAAAAUUCAGUGCCGCAGUUUCGUUCGUGACGAAAGGAUGUACGCCGGUUUCUAGAGCAUAUGAAACGUGUACAUACUUGCAUACAUACAUACAUACAUACAUAUGCAUUAUAGACCAAGUUGAAAAUGCACAUGAACAUGGCCAACAACAGCAGCCAAGAAUAUGAAGAGCUCGCUCAGCUACUCAAGUCAUGGAACGUCAGCGAGCUGUUGCCGCAUUUGCAAGAGGAGGCCAUCAACACACAGGAACUGCAGAUGUUAAAGCGUCAUCAUCUCAACGAACUGUUGCGCAACUUUCGAUACGGAACUCGAAUAAGAUUCGAACAUCACUUGGAGCGUUGGCGACGUUGGAUAAAUGUUCCUCUACAUGAUGCUCCGCCGGAUGCGGAAAGAGUAUUUGGUGGCAACACUGGACACUGCAGUGGUUGCCAGUGUUCGAUAAGUGUGGCAGGUGCAGUGCAGAUACCAAAAAGUCAUUCAAAGCCCGAUUUAUUGGAUGAAUGUGCCAAGCAGCUGCCAUCGGAGCCAUUUGUGAGCCUGAAUGAGGAAGCUGAUAGAUCCGCCUUUAAUGUGCCAUUACCGUUAAGUGAUCACACGGAAUUGGUGCAUACGGAACUGGUUACGGCGGAUUUGAUCAAGCCAGAGUUGCCCGAAAUGGAUGGUAGUGUUGAGAGCGGUGUUACAGUCUUGGCCAUACUACAGGCAUCCCCCAUUAAGGCGCAAUCUCUGCUGGAACGUCUCGGCCAUAAUGAGCAAUUGGAUGCGGUGCAGAGAUUGCUUUUAAUCCAACUCAUCUGCAGUUACUACGAGGACAAUCGUUUGCAUUUGACACUACAAAGAAGUCAUCUUUUGGAACGUGAAAUCCUUCAAUUGUUCCCCAAGGAACAGCUCUGUUUCUAUCGCACCGAAAGGCGUGGCAAGAUCUAUGUGCGAUUUACCAAUAUGAAGCGGAAUAAGAGAUUUGGUCAUCAACGGGAUCAGAAACGACGGCGGGAAGAGUCCAUGGCACCGCCCAGUUCCUUUGUGUCCAAACAGGAAUCCUUUGGCGGUGAUCCUAUGUCCAGUCCCGAGAGAUCAGAUUGAUUAGCAUUAUAUUAUUAACAUUAGCUUCUAAGCAAUGCAAGCAUCUCUUUAAGACAUGCCACCUAUAAGCAUUAAGUUUGUCAUUUAAUUAGAGCUGCCAGAUUAUCGAUAUUCGACCUAUUCGAUAGUUUCGAUAGUAAAAAAAUUUUAAAAUCU